Messenger RNA from Monodelphis domestica (gray short-tailed opossum), 2176 nucleotides. It is a transcript of the gene PLPBP, whose product is annotated as pyridoxal phosphate binding protein. Gene Ontology annotation, cellular component: intracellular anatomical structure. The record is from RefSeq and is a predicted model, not a curated record. Gene Ontology annotation, molecular function: pyridoxal phosphate binding. Lineage: Eukaryota; Metazoa; Chordata; Mammalia; Didelphimorphia; Didelphidae.
GGAACCGGAAAAAGGUCCGUGUCGGCGCGCGGGUGCCGCCGCCGAGGGUGGGAACAGGGUACCGCGUUGGAGCGCCUUAGUGUUAUGAGGAAAGCUGCCGGCAUGUCUGCAGAGCUGGGUGUUGGGCUAGCGCUACUGGCCGUGAAGGAGCGGGUGCAGCAGUCUGCAGCGCGGCGAUCCCGGGAUCUUCCAGCCAUCCAACCCCGGCUAGUAGCUGUGAGCAAAACCAAACCUGCUGAUAUGGUGAUUGAGGCAUAUGCUCAUGGGCAGCGCAGCUUUGGAGAGAACUAUGUUCAGGAGCUGUUAGAAAAAGCAUCAAAUACUAAAAUUCUAUCUUCAUGUCCUGAGAUCAAAUGGCAUUUCAUUGGCCACCUGCAGAAACAAAAUGUCAACAAAUUGAUCGCUGUCCCCAACCUGUACAUGCUGGAAACUGUGGACUCUGUGAAGUUGGCAGACAAAGUAAACAAUUCUUGGCAGAAGAGAGGCUCUUCAGAGAGAUUAAAAGUCAUGGUGCAGAUUAACACCAGUGGGGAAGAAAGUAAGCAUGGACUCCCACCUUCAGAGACAAUGGCCACAGUGCAGCACAUCAAUGCCAAGUGUCCCAAUCUGGAGUUCGUGGGUUUGAUGACCAUAGGGAGUUUUGGACAUGACCUCAGUAAAGGGCCCAACCCAGAUUUCCAGGCUCUGUUGUGCUUGCGGAAGGAGCUGUGCGAGAAGCUCGGCCUCCCCAUUGACCAGGUGGAACUGAGUAUGGGCAUGUCCAUGGAUUUCCAGCAUGCGAUUGAAAUGGGGUCCACAAAUGUUCGGAUAGGAAGUACUAUUUUUGGAGAACGGGAUUAUUCAAAGAAACCAGCUAUGGACAAGGCCAUGACAGGCAUAAAGGCCACGAUGGAGGCAACCCAAGAGCAUUGAACUGAGAAAGGAGAGGAACCAAGCAGCAAACUUCUGCCUCUCGAGGGCCCCGGGGUGGGAACUUUCACUAUGCACUAACCCAAAUCUUACUUUCCACAUGCCAGGUUGUAAUACAGCGUGCUUUUGUUAAGACCCAGGCCCUAGAGCUCUAAUGAUUAUUGAAUUGGUGGGAAUCAUCUUCACUUAGCAUCUUUGACACCUUUGGCCAUUUAGAUCAUUGACUUAGGAUUGCCUCAGAACUGGAGAAUUCAGGCCUUUCAGCAGGAAAGAGACCAAAUCAGAAUGAACCCUCACUCCUAGCCAGAUCUAACUAAUCAUGAAUGCCUUUUGCAAGUAGAAAUGUGUUCACCGAAGCCUAUACUUAUUGCUGUGAGUUGCCCUUGCCCUGAUCACUGGGGGCUUCAUCUCCUUUUGAUAGAGAUGGAGAUCCUCUAGAGCAUGCACCAUAUCUGCCCUGAGACAAGAUUGGUCCCCCCAUCUUCUCUCCCCAUUCAUAAUAACACCCAAAGAUGAUGGUCAGUUUCUUUACUGAAGAAUACAUGACACAAGCAAUUUCAUGGUUCAUAAUGUGCUUUUCACCCAGAAAGCUGCUAAUGAAACCAGAGACUAUGAUUGAUCUUUGUUGUUUUUGGCCUUGGAAAUGGGAUUUGUGACUAGCUGCAGCUCAUCUCCUGUCAUUCUUGGAAGCUAACCCUCUCCCCAGUCAGGUGGCAAUAUAAAUUACUUAGGAUGUAGUCUGCUGGUGGGGUUUAAUAGUGAAUUUUGGUGGUUUUCAAGAAAUGGAGAGAGCCUUUCAAAUCUAGACCAAGGCAGUAGCAUCAAACAGGACUGAUUUUGAGGGCUCCUCCUUACAAAGUAGUUCAUCAUCCAAGUUUAUAUGCACCCUGCUAUAUUUAUAAGUAACAAUUUUGUAAAUUUUCUCAUUUGCUAGUAAAGUAGCAAGGCUUUUGUGAGCAUGAAAAUGGACAAAAUGCAGUAUUUGCAAAUUCAUGAAAAAGACUGUAUAUCUUGAGAACCUCUCCCACAUGUGCACAUACACACAUAUUAGCUUUUCCCUUAAUUUAUUCAGUCCCUGGACUUAAUUUUAUGGAUUAACCUUGAGAAUACGAUGCUGAAUGUAAUUUUUAAAAUUCUUAAGCCAAUAUGAUUUCUGUGCUUUUAAAGCUACACAGUAUGGUGGUUCAUAGACUCUUAAAUAAAAAUGUGAGUUUGAAUUAUGCCAUCUGUGCCAAUUACAAAGGAAUUAAAAGAUUAUUUUUUUACA